CCCCCGCAGCCCUGCCAGAAUGUUGGGCCUGAACGAACAGGUUAACAGAUGUCGUGUCCACAGUCUGGGGAGGAGGAAAGGUGAUCUGACUUACACAACUGGCUGAGCCAUUGCAGACUGCAGGGCGCACCUCCAUGAACGUCAAAGGAACGUAAGCAACACUGAAGCUCUUCCCCUUGAAAGGAGUCCCCGUGCUGUAUAUAACCACCGAGGCCCAGGAGAGACGAACAGAGAGAGGCAGCCCGAAGGCUGUAAGAAUCAAGAUGGACAGCACCCCAUAAGGGACAAGCACAGAUCAGAGUCAGGGAAAGACCUGCCUAUCGGGGAGGUCUGCCACUGAUGGACAGAGAUCCUACAUUACCAGCGGUUUCUUGGGGCCAUGUCAGCGGCAGCAUCAGUGAGAGGGAUUGCCUCCAUUCUGUCUUUGCAGAUAACGCAAGUGCCCUUAAAGGAAGCUAAGAUAAUAUCUCACAUCUGGGCUGCCCAGCAGUUGACCUUGGGGCUGAGACUAGUGCUAGGACACCCAUCUGUCAAAGUAGGGAUCUUGGUGCUACUAAUUUUUCUCCCAAGUACAUUCUGUGACACAGGAUCUGUAUAUUACUCUUCCUAUGAAACGGUCAUCCCCAAGAGAUUGCCAGUGCAGGGGAGUGAAGGUCCCGGAGGAAGGGCGUCCUACAUGCUGCUGAUGCAGGGCCAGCAGCAGCUGCUUCACCUGAAGGUAAAGGGAGACUACUCCGUGAGUAACUUCCCAGUCUACAGUUACCACAACGGCAUCCUGGGGCAAGAGACGCCGCUCCUCUCACAGGACUGCCACUAUGAAGGCUACAUGGAAGGGGUGCCGGGCUCCUUUGUUUCUGUCAACAUCUGUUCAGGCCUCAGGGGCGUCCUGAUUAAGGAGGACACCUCCUACAGCAUCGAGCCCGUGCUCUCUUCCAAAGGGUUCGAACACAUCCUGUACACUGUGGCACAUCAGCCUCAGGUCUCCUGCAGUGUCACUCCCAAAGACAGCCCAGGGGACACCAGGCAGCAGCAAGGGAGCAGGAAGCCCGAUGGCCUGCAGGAGCUGUCUGACUUGUGGUCACACACCAAGUAUGUGGAGAUGUUCGCUGUGGUCAACCACCAGCGGUUCCAGAUGUGGGGCAGCAACGUCAACAAGACGGUCCAGGCAGUAGUGGACAUCAUUGCUCUGGCCAACAGCUUCACUAGGGGACUAAACACAGAGGUGGUGCUGGUGGGCAUGGAAAUCUGGACAGAGGGGGACCCAAUAGAGGUCCCGGUGGACCUGCAGGCUACACUGAGGAAUUUCAACCGCUGGAGACAGGAGAAGCUCGUGGACCGGGCCAGGCACGAUGUCGCACACUUGAUCGUCGGGCAUCACCCAGGACAGAAUGAGGGCCAGGCGUUUCUCGACGGUGCCUGUUCAGACGUGUUUGCAGCAGCUGUGGAAGCCUUCCAUCAUGAAGACGUCCUGCUGUUUGCAGCGCUCAUGGCCCACGAGCUGGGACACAACCUGGGUAUCCAUCACGACCACCCGGCCUGCGGCUGUGACCCUAAGCACUCCUGUCUCAUGCACGAGAAUAUCACCAAGGACAGUGGCUUCAGCAACUGCAGCUCUGACGACUUCUACCGUUUCCUCCAUGACCACAGAGGGGCCUGCCUGCUUGACAAGCCUUGGCGUCAAAGCCGCAAGCAGAGAGCUGCCCGUUGUGGAAAUGGUGUGGUGGAGGAGCCCGAGGAGUGUGACUGUGGUUCUGCUUGUGACCAUCACCCAUGCUGUGAGUCAACAUGUACACUGAAGGACGGUGCACAGUGUAGUGAUGGACUCUGCUGCUACAAAUGUAACUUCAGAAAGAAAGGGGUCUUGUGUCGUCCUGUUGAGGAUGUGUGUGACCUGCCCGAGUACUGUGACGGCAGUUCUCACGAAUGCCCUGCAGACAGCUACAAGCAGGAUGGCACACUGUGUGACAGGAUUUAUUACUGCUCUGAGGGUUGGUGUAAGAACCCUGAUAAGCAGUGCACAAAGAUAUAUGGGUAUCCUGCAAGAUCAGCCCCUGACGACUGUUACAUUUUAAUGAACACCAAAGGGAACCGCUUUGGAAACUGUGGCUAUCACACCGAGGCUAACUUAGGGUACGAAACAUGUUCCGAUGAGGAUGUAUUUUGUGGGAAACUAGUAUGUACAGAUGUUAGUUACUUGCCUCAAGUCAGACCCCUACAUACACUCCUCCAGGUUCCUUAUGGAGAUGACUGGUGCUGGAGCAUGGAUGCCUAUAACACUACUGAUGUCCCUGAUUUUGGAGAUGUGCAGGGCGGCACUUACUGUGCCCCAAACAAAGUCUGCAUGGAUUACUAUUGCACUGAUCACAAGGUGCUCCAGUACGACUGUGAACCAGAGAAAAUGUGUCAUGGGAAAGGCGUGUGCAACAAUUUCAGGCACUGUCAUUGCGAUGACGGUUUUGCUCCUCCUGACUGCAGCAGCCCAGGGAAUGGGGGAAGUGUGGACAGUGGUCCUGUUGGGAAGCCAGAUAAUCGAAACUUGAGUAUCUUUACAUUUGGUGACCAUGGAAAGCUGAGGUCAGACGAGGAUGACAUAAACAUGAAGGUGGUGAUGCUCGUGGUCCCUAUAUUUCUUAUCCUUUUACUGUGUGUUCUGAUGCUGAUUGCCUACCUCUGGUCUGAAGUACUAGAAGCGAUACUAACCCCAGGGAGUUCAUCGGAGUCUUCCACAGAAUCCUCAGGCCAGGGAAGGAGAUAACCUCCACACUAUUGAAGUUUUGAGAACUUCACAUGGAUCGUUGCUAUUGAUGAUGUCUUGUGUCUGCAGGACGAUUUGGACUGACUACGUGGUUUUCAGGGCACGCUGCACUUGCACUAUCUAGUGUUAUAAUGUUAUCUGUACUAUGGUGCUCUCCUCAGUGACAACUGCUGUUCUAUCAUGAAUGUUUGGAUGGGAUCUGAAUGUUCUAACUUGCCCUGUCAGCCACUGUUCAUAAAAUAGAGGUGAUUUUAAAUAAA
This is a messenger RNA of Peromyscus eremicus (cactus mouse), 3015 nucleotides long. Its product is annotated as disintegrin and metalloproteinase domain-containing protein 1-like. Gene Ontology annotation, molecular function: metalloendopeptidase activity. Gene Ontology annotation, biological process: binding of sperm to zona pellucida; male gonad development; proteolysis. Gene Ontology annotation, cellular component: external side of plasma membrane; plasma membrane; sperm head plasma membrane. The record is from RefSeq and is a predicted model, not a curated record. NCBI's taxonomy places the organism in Eukaryota, Metazoa, Chordata, Mammalia, Rodentia, Cricetidae. The transcript has a single exon. Bases 380 to 2755 code for a protein of 791 amino acids.